UAUUCGCCUCGACUCCCAAACGCCACCGGAAGAUGGGAAUCCCCCACACCUGAUUUGCCUCUAUUGUAUUAUAUUUCAAAACGGAGCGAGCAGCCUGGUGCUGCCUCCCGCCAUAUUCCUGAUCCAGUUCAGCUAGCUCGCCCUCUUCAUUCCAGAUUUCGAUUGAUAUUUUCUGCAGUUGUCACGCUGAAAUCAAUUGAGAUCUAUGAAACACAUGAAUGGCUGAAAGCGACCCCUACUGUUUAUUUCACAUGCAAGGGGGAGAACAAGACGAUACUGCCCGAUGUCAAGGAAGCUCACGUCUUAUAUACUUUUAAGGGCGAGGAAUCCUGGCAGCCUUUGACUCACUUUUUGAAUAAAAAGUGCAAGCGAUGUGGAUUCUAUGAGAAAGACCUCAUUGGCGCAGAUGAUAAAUUUGACGAAUGGGAAUUUUGUCCUUCUGAUUUUACUUCCCCUCAUGGUAAAUACACUCGACAUGAAGAAAAAGAAUUUAAAGCUACAUUUCUAUGUCCAAAGUGCUUAACAUAUGCUAAUGGUUCUGGCUCUGCAUCGGGAAAGCCCCAUGGUAAAAAAAGGAUGCACAUAGCAGUUGUUGUCUUGCUAAGUGUUUUGGGCUCAACUAUAAUGAUUCUUGGAGUUGUUGGUGCUUAUAAAUACUGGCAAAAGAAGAAGAGGGAGCAGGAUCAGGCUCGGUUUCUGAAGUUAUUUGAGGACGGGGACGACAUUGAAGAUGAGCUGGGCAUUGACAAUAUAUGAUAUAUGUAUUUGUAACUUUUGCGCAGGAGAUUCAUCUCAAAUUUUGUCAACGGAAGCUGGCGAGACGAGUUUUCUAGGUUAAACAAACCUCACCGUAGGUAGUUCAAAAUGAAAAGAAAAUAAGAAAUGUGUGCUAUUUAUGUAUAUAUGGGGCUAUUUUGUAGCAGAAACAAACAAGAAAUGAUAUGGUUUUUUGAUACAAA
Molecule: messenger RNA, 959 nt
Organism: Prosopis cineraria
Lineage: Eukaryota; Viridiplantae; Streptophyta; Magnoliopsida; Fabales; Fabaceae
Exons: 4
Source: RefSeq, a predicted model, not a curated record